Molecule: messenger RNA, 843 nt
Organism: Vitrella brassicaformis
Lineage: Eukaryota; Vitrellaceae
Source: the annotation of a GenBank genome assembly
CCGACAUAAACGCACAACGUGUCUGUCUGUAUGCUCAGAGUCCCCCAAGGCGGACGGACGGCGGACACAUGGAUGUCUUUGGGUGGCCUCUCUGGUCUCAUCCGAUCGUGGGAAAAAAGUAGAACUUUGAGAGGUCCAGCGGCACCACCACCCCCUGCUGACGAUGACGCAAUUUUCGUCGACCGACCGCUGGCGGCACUACGCCAUUCUCCGCCUCGACCCCUCGUGCGGCCCUAGGGAGCUGCAGAGGCGGUAUCGCGAGAUGGCCCUGGUAAGAAGCAUUGGCAGUGGCUGCCGUACGCGUCGCUCAUUGCCUGUGCCUUAUCUGCAGGAGCGGCACCCAGACAAGCUGGGGGGCGACACCAAGGCCUUCCAGGAGCUUCUAGAGGCCUACGAGGCCCUCACCAAGGAGCUCCAAGGCCAGUCGGUACGCAAUACAACAGCACACCAUCGAGAGGAACCGCACUGCACUGACUGAUGCGACGCCAUUCCUUCGUCUCCUCAGCCGUACCGCCACGCCCGCCGCCCUCUCACCGAGGAGGAGAAGCGAUAUUUCUUCACGGCGGAGGAAUGGGAGGAGAUAGAGAGGGAGGUCAGCAGCCACACACACUGACAGACCGAGCUUGCUACAUAUAUGUGCAUCCUUCACGGCCUUUUGUGUGUGGAUCUGUGUCACAGAAGAGGGAGAGCGCGGAGGUGGUGCGGCGGUGUCAAGAAUGCUUCCGCAAGUACGAGAAGGAGUGGGAGCGCGAUAAGGAGGCCGAGAGGACGGCGUACAUGCAGCAGCAGCAGCAGAAGCAGAAGCAGCAGCAGGCCAAGCCCCACCGCCCAUCAAGACGGUAA